Pelobates cultripes (western spadefoot toad) is the source of this 15882-nucleotide messenger RNA. The record is from the annotation of a GenBank genome assembly. Lineage: Eukaryota; Metazoa; Chordata; Amphibia; Anura; Pelobatidae.
UUUUAAUUUAAACUAAAAAACAGAGUGAUUUUUUUAACUUAAGUUUUAGAUGUUUGUUAUAGCACAUAUUGUUUAUGACUUUUUUUGUCAAACAGGAAAAUCUAUGUGGUUGUAACUGUGUCUAACUGUCUUCCUUUUCUUCUGCUAAUCUAAAUGCGUGUGCACGUGUGUGAACUCCUUAGUGUCUGUUGUAUUAGAGACACAGCUCCGCACACAGACACAGAAAAAAAAAGUGAUGAGCAUAUAUAUAUGGCAAAAAGACAAUAUCAGAGAGUAUAAAAAGAAAAGGAGUGAUUGAAGAAGUGUAAGAAGAAGCGGAUAUUUUAUACCAAACAAAAUCGUUACAUUCAUAAUGAAUUUCCAGGUUGAGUGUCCCUUUUUGAUCAUUUGGCUGUUUCUGGGUGAGUAAACCAUGUUUAUGUGUUUAUAAAAGUAACAGUUAUUCACUGAACUUACUGUGAAUGUCCAUUUAAGUCCAAAACAGCUGAAUUGGAAAAAUUCUCUAAUUCAGCUAUAAUUCCAGUUUGGCUACUUUGUACUAAAAUUUUAAAUUCUCAUAGAAUUCACUUUAGUGAAUAACCUUGUAUGCUGGAAAUAGUUGUGAAUUCACCAGGGAAUCAAGAAAUUUAAGGACAAAAUUGCAGAGGUGGAAACAGAUAUUUUAAAGAAUUUAACUUGCUCACCUGGUACAUUUGGCCUAAAAUGUCCCCUGGUAAUGUUUCAACAAGUCACAAUUUAGUGAAUAAGAUUGAAAGGAAAAAGUUGUGUCAUAUGGAUAAAGAGGUGAAUUAUAUACUCUUAAUAACAGUGAAUUAUAAAAAAUAAUGUCAAUAUUGGCUCCUUGACCACGCCACAAAAUCAAAAAGCAGUUUGACUAAGAACUGAGAGGGGCCAAAACAAUUCCUGUAUCCACUGGUGAAUAGCGUCUGUUUGCCAAGUGAUCUUUUUACAAGUGAAAUGGUGCACCGGGGCUUUUGUGCACACUGUCAAGGUUAAAGAAAGACCCUCCACUAAAUGAAAUGUAUUAGAGUUUAAUAAAAUGCACAAUAUAAGGGGUUUAUUAAUAACCAAGCGGAUCUCUUGAUGUGAAAAAAGACAAUAUGUUUGUCUAUCUGUACAAUACUAAAGUAUUUUCGUAACAUAAGAUGAUUAAUCGCUUUUAAUCAGAUAGAUGCCAUUUGACGCUCUCUGUUAUACAUUCAUUUACAACUCGCUUGAGGAAACACAAAAUGUCCGCCUCUCUGCACAUUCACUGACUCAGAACUAGUAAACGUUCAUGGACAAAAAAUCCUUCACUGAUAAUAUUGUUUGGAGAACCUUCACUGCUGUGUAAUGGUGUUAUGCAUUUAAUACAAUAAAUAAAGUUCAAGUGUCAUAUGAAAAAUGCUGAACUCGUGGCAAAACCAUUAAUACUGAUAUUAAGAGUUUUAUCAGUUUGGUGGCUGAGCUGAAAAUUUGCAUAGGCAUACUAAGGCUAAGGGUUUUGCUGUAUGAGAAAUUUGAGAGGGACUGUCAUAGCAUCUUGACCCUAUGAUCCUAAACCAAAGUCCCAUAGUCACACAUUCACUUCAAUGAAAAGCAAUACUAAAUAGAUAGUCAUACAGACAGAUAUAUUGGUAAUGUAUGUGGAUAGGGUGUAUGUGUAAGUGGACAAAACUGUUUGAGUUUGUUUAUAUAUUAAUAAUUCAAACUAAAAUUAAAAAUGUAAAAAUAGACAAAUUGGAAAAAGUCGGCUAUGCGUUCAGUUCGGCCACUCUGGCCGUAAAGGGAGUUUAGAGUAUUAAGAUAAACUAUUUUGGGACUAUAGGUUUUGACCACCUCCCUUUGCUGAUAAAAUAUUUUCAGUGUCCGGACUCUUCGACUGCAGCUGCCCACUCCACCUUAAAAGUUUCUAUAAAAUUGAAAUGUUUUAAAUUGCAGUGUUAAAAUGACAGGACUGAGGCAUGGCUAGGCGCUUGAGAGGAAUGACAGCCAUAUGUACCAAACAUAUGGGCACAGCCCGCAAAACUGAAAUGACCUCCCGUGACAUUCAGGACACCAGGCAACCCACCUAGCUCUUUGAUCAAGAGCUAACUCCACAUGCCAGUGAUUCUGGCCUCCCAACAAGACUUGCAGCAUAUGACACCAUCUUCACUGGGCCCCACACUCUGAUGACCCCACAUACCUCAAACUUACCUGACCAGGACUGUUAUUCACCUCACUACCUAAAAAAAAAAAAAAAAAAAAAGUUGUAUACACACUGGUACAAAACACCAGAUAAGAUAGCAAUGUACUCGCCAGACCAAGAAACAGAGUGUUGAGGGUUGCAAAAGAGAAAUAGACACACUGAUCCGCAUUUGGUUGGAAUGUCCCAAAUCCAGCCUUUAUCGCAGCACAUCCACAAUAUAUUCUCAGACAUAACUGACAAAACUAUUUUGUUUACACCAGAGGCGCAUCUACUGCAUUACUCUCAAAUCCCAGUCAGAAAGUUCCGUAAAUCGGUGCUUGCAGAUCUAGUAAAUGCUGCUCUUAGUCCAAUUCUAACGUUCUGGAGACAGAGGUCCGCAUCCAUGGUCUGAGACUGGGUCACUAGAGUGGUGGAAAUAUGCUCAAUAGAGCUUAUUGUGUCCUGUUCAGACAACCUCCAGUAAUAUAACUGGUUUUACUGGACACAUCAGCUGUCCUCAGGGAACAUUACCUCGGUAACAAGGACACAGGAGCCCACAUAGAGACACCUCCUCUAGAUCAGCUGGGGGUGGGUGCGGGCUUAGGAUAAACUAUCAAGGUCCCCCCUUUCCCCAAUUCUCCUCUCUCCCCACACAAGGCAAAUGAAAGAGAGAAAGGAAAGGAGGGGAACCGGAAGGGAGAAAGCGUAUUCUCCUUUUCUUCCUGACUCCCUCCAGUAACCAUUUCAUAUCAUAAUUAAUCAAUAGAGGCACACUAGUCCAGUUUCUGUACUUAUGUAGUUAGUUGUAUAUACUAUAUUUGUAAUUUGAUUGGUCACAUAUUUAUGUCAACUGCACAAUAUGCAACUUUUUGUAUUACUGUAUAAUUAUGCUUCAAUAAAGCGAGUAACAAUAAAUACAACAACCAUUAAGAAAAUAAAAAACAGGACCAGGACCACAGUAUCCAGAUCACUUUGUUGACAUGAAGUGACCUGGGUGACAAUGGUGUCCUUUAAAUUUUAAAUACAUUUUCACAUUAGAGAAUAAACCUAUAUGGUUCCACCCCUAACCUAUCAAUCAACAAUUACGGUACCGUUCCACCCCUAAUCUAUCAAUCAAUACGGUAACAUUCCACCUCUAAUCUUUCAAUUAAUUCUUUACAGUACAUCACCACUGCUGUCAACUAGAUAAUAUAGCUACAGACAAGAGUAAAAAAUUAGACCAAAUAUUCAAAAAUAAGAUAUAGAUAGCUUAUUUUAAAUACAGCUUUACCAAACAAAUAACUUAAAGGAUCACUAUAGAGUCAGGAACACAAACAUGUAUUCCUGACCAUUUAGGUGGCUUGUCCCCCCCCCCCCCGAAUGGGUUAAAACUCACCUUAUUUUCAGCUCUCCAUGGGUCCACCGGCGCCACCCCCUUGGUAUAAUCAAAAUUGCAGAUUUUUUGCCAAUCCAAGGCUUUCCCAUGGGGAGGCUGAACGGCAGGGCUGCUUACUGAGCCAGGAAGCACCUCCAGUGGCCAUCUGAGGAGUGGCCACUUGGAGGUGUCCCUAGGGGCAUUGUAAACACUGCCUUUUCUCUGAAAAGGCAGUGUUUACAUUAAAAUGCCUGAAGUGAUCUAUUACACUCACCAGAACAACUACAUUAAGCUGUAGUUGUUCUGGUGACUAUAGUGUCUCUUUAAAAUAAACCCACAUCCUGUAUUUAAAACAUUUUUGGGGGAGUUUCAUCAUAAUCUGUGGGAUCUAUAUGGAUCAUUGGUGUGAUGCAAAAAAAAAAAAAAAAACAGGGCGCAAAAGUAUUCUGAGAACGGGCAGCAGCUGAAAUAGCCUGCCCUUCGGUGGGUCCCCGCUCAGAACUCAAGCUGGUUUUAGCUCAUCUUGUGCCAUUACAGAGAGAACAUCUCUGAAACAUAUCAGACUGGUCCCACCCAUACGGGCAGUCCAGAUCCGAAAUGCCAGCAAGUUCCCUCUGCACGAGAGACACAGCAACCCCAGACGAUCGUUUCAGCCUUGAUAGGCAUCAUCAGUGAGGCAUAGCUGAUAUCUCUAGGUAGAGAUUGGUGUGAUAGCAGGGCUCGAGUCCUGCAGGAACGCAUGGGAACGGCGUUCCUGCACUUUUUCCAAAGCAGGAACGCCGUUCCCGUUACCUGUCCUGCAGGACCGGCCCUGCUCCCUGCACAGAGGGGCCGUCACAUGCUGUGUUCCCUCUCCAGCUAUAACUCUCGCGAGACCCGCGGCUGUUACCAUGGCAACGCUCCGCACAGGCGAGUCUCGCGAGAGUUAGAGCUGGAGAGGGAACACAGUGUGUGAUGGCCCCUCUGUGCAGCGGCUGGCUCCCUCCAGCAUACCACCGGACCACCAGGCGAUCUCCCCCCUCCCUGACAAGGUAAGAAGCAGGGAGGGGGGAAUAAAAUAAAAAAAAAAUAUACAUACACAUAAAGUUAAAAAAAAUGUCCCCCCCCCAUCAUCCAGCACUCACACACCCAUCAUCCAGCACACACACACCCAUCAUCCAGCACUCACACACCCAUCAUCCAGCACACACACACCCAUCAUCCAGCACACACACACCCAUCAUCCAGCACUCACACACCCAUCAUCCAGCACUCACACACACACCAUCCAGCACUCACACACACAUCAUCCAGCACACACACACACAUCAUCCAGCACUCACACACACAUCAUCCAGCACUCACACACACAUCAUCCAGCACACACACACACUGCAUUCAUUAUACACACUCUUCACUCACUACAAACACACUACAUUCACUAUACACCCUCUGCAUUCACUAUACACCCUCUGCAUUCAUUAUAAACAUUCUGCACGCACUACACACUACAUUCACUAUACACACUCUGCAUUCACUACAAACACACUACAUACACUGCAUUCAUUGUACACACUGCACUCACUACAAACACACUAUAUUUAUUAUACACACUGCACUCACUACAAAUACACUACAUUCAUUAUACACACUCUGCACUCACUAAAAACACACUGCAUUCAUUAUACACACUCUGCACUCACUACGAAUACACUACAAUUAUUAUUCACACUGCACUCACUACAAACACACUACAUUUAUUAUUCAUACUCUGCAUUCACUACAAACACACUACAUUCAUUAUACACACCCUGCACUGCACUAUAUGCAUAGGAGUGUAACUUUUUUUUUUAAGGGGGGGAGGGGGAAAGGCGGGAAUCUUGGGUGAGUUCCCACACUUUUUUCCCCAGGACUUGACCCCUGUGUGAUAGCAAAUGAAAACAAGCACUAUUAAAUGUAACUAAAAUUAGCAACCUAAUGAUCAUUAGCAAUAAUCACAAGGUGGAUGUGAUGCAAAUCCUAAAAUCUCCAAUACAGGAUCUAUUUGAACCCCACUAAUUCUUUGCGUUUGCACUGGAACUCUUGUUGGCAUUACAGUAAAUUUUGCACAUAUAUUUUGUAGCGUUGCAUCAUGGAAUUAAAAUGUUAUUGAAUAUUUUUGUAUUAACGAUUUCACAAGCUUUGCGAUGCUUAACCCCUUAAGGACCAAACUUCUGGAAUAAAAGGGAAUCGUGACAUGUCAUACAUGUAAUGUGUCCUUAAGGGGUUAAAGGACCACUAUAGGAACCCAGACCACUUCUGGGUGCCAGGUCCCUCUAGGCUUAGCCCUGCUGUAAAAAUUGCAGUUUCAGAGAAACUGCUAUGUUUACAUAUGGGUUAAUCCAGCCUCUAGUGGCUGUCUCAUUGACAGGCGCUUCCGCGCUUCUCACUGAUUUUUACAGUGAGAAGACGCUUGCGUCCAUAGAAGAGCAUUGAGAAUGCUUUCCUAUGGACGGACUGACUGCGCGCGCGGCUCUUGCCGCGCAUGCGCAGUCAUCCGAUGAUUACGUCCAAAGGAGGAGGAGAGUCCCCAGCGCCGAGGGAGCCCGGUGCUGGAGAAAGGUGCGUGUUUAACCCCUUCCUCCCCAUAGAGCCGGCGGGAGGGGGGACCUAUUAAUACUAUAGUACUUGUUUUCCUGGCACUAUAGUGGUCCUUUAAAUAUAAUGCACACUGAGUUAAUACUAUGAGUUCAGCCCGUCAGGGUUUCCUAUUAUUUGGCUUCUCAUUAUUUGUUUUAGAAGUAAAUUAUUCUACUAUUAUAUUUUCAUGUGUUCCUUGUAUUAACAUGUUAAAUUAGGCAGUGUACAAAUAUAUUAAAUGUGGGAAACUCAGAGCAGUACAGCAUAUUGUAUGAUAAAUUAAUUCUAGAAGUAGAAUAAUGUAUCAUGUAGUGGUAUUUAUUUUCUUAAACUAUAUUUUAGUAUACACACGCUAUUCGGAUAAAUGCGACAGAUUUGAUCGAACUUUGAAUUUUUUUUGCAUUUCAGGUUCUCUCUCUGGGGAUGAUACAGGUAAGAGAAUUUGUCUGCACUCACUCAAGUUUCCUAUAUGCACCUAUAAUACAAUUUUUUUUAAAGGAACAUUCCAAGAACCAUAACCACAACAGUGUUUGUGUAGUGGUUAUGGUUCCAAGAGUGCCAUGGAACCCCCUCAGUGUAAGUAGACAAACUUUUUGCUAACGGUUUGACUUGUCUGUGGCUCAACAGGUCUGAUGCCUGCCUUUUUGCAGUAAGCAGCUCUAUACCAGAUCGAAGCCUGGCAGUGCAGGAGUUAUUUCAUUGGUUGAGAGCAAUCAGCUAAUGCUCUCAGCCAGUGACCUGCCCCCUCCACUGCAGGGUUUAGCUCAAGAUAGCCAAUUAAAAGGUCCUAGCAGCAGUUCUUAAUACCAAAAGAGGAGAGGCAAACACUAACUACUUACAUAUGAAGGACACCAUAACAAUAACUAGGGAUCAACAAAAAUAAAAAAACAUUUCAGAGCCAAUAUCGAUUAUCGGUUGCCGUUCUGUACAUUGUUUUUUAGUGAUGCAAUUUCUAUACAAAUCUGGCAUCUACUGAACAUGCUGACCGCAAUCACACUGAUAUCCCAGCAUCUACAGUGAUUGCGGUCAGCACUAUCACUCUGUUACCCAACCUAGUACAUUACAUUAGAUUAUUCACGGUCUCACCACUCUGCCUUCAGCUGAGCUCAGCUGGGACGUGAGGUCACAACAUGGUGCUUCAUUGGCUGGUGGCUAGAGUUUCUGGACGCAUGGGGUGACUUGGAGAGAUGAGUAAGUCAUCGGUAAUAUCUGUAAAUUACAAGGAAGAUACCAAUUAUCAGUCACAUGCUAAAUAUCGACUCUAAUAAAUGGCGGAACCGAUAAUCAAUCUAUCCAUAACAUUCUGUAGUAGUUAUGGUGCUUGAAGUGUUCCUUUUAAGGCUCUUUAUUGUGGAGGAUUCACACGUUCAUUGUAUUUCAUUUUUUUUUUUAUUUUUUUUUUUCCCCAAUCUAAUUCAGAACAGCGUCCAGUUUUAUUCCAAAAUUUAUCAUUUAAUUAAAUAUUUUUCCUUCCCCCCACCUCUCUGCUGGUCAUGUUCAAGUUCUUUUCCACGUAUUUAAUUUUUAACACUCCUUGCAUUCGCACAAGUUGCAUUGAUCCCUUGCCAUCAUGAACGUCUAUUAUAUUAUUUAUAUUAAUGUUAUACGUGUGAUGUCAUACCUUCCAUGUCACCUUGCCUUGCACACUUGGAUACUUUCAGAUUACAUCCAGCUGUAGCUUUCCUUUAACUGAAAACUUCAAUAUCUUCCUCUGUAUUCAUAUCCCUGUUAUAGGAGACAGCAAAUAUGUUGUGGAAAUUUCAGGACGCACUGUCACCGUCAAAUGCCCAUCACACCUGUCUAAAGACGAGAAUAAAGUAAAGUUUGCGAAAAAGGGAAGCGUAAAACCAGAACGUCAAGAUAAUAAUCAUCAUUAUAUACUGGAAAACUACAAUGAGACCAAGAAUGGUGACUACGAGUGCUCUGAUUCCAAAGGAAAAAAUAAAGAAUACUUGUACCUGAAGGCUUAUGGUAAGAACCACCAGAGGGCUAGGGUGGUAAUCAGUGGUGGAACUAAUGUAGAGAGGGCCCUAAUGCAAGACUUUUUAGGCCCCAUCCAGUGCAAGGAUGGCUUAAAGAUAGAUCUUUAACCAUCAAGGAACUCUCACAAUGCUUUGCCAGCCGAGAUCUACCAUUUUCUUAUCCUUGCAGGUUGUAUUUGUGAGCAGUGCAUGUGUGUUUGAAUGUAAGCAUGUGUGUCUGAGUGUAGUGGUGUAUUUGUAUGUAUUGUUGCCACUUGAAUGUAGUAAUGUUUGCAUUUGUGUGUAGUGUUGGCGUUUUAAUGUAAGUGUGCAGUUAUGUGUAGUGUUGGCAUUUGAAUGCAGGGGUGUAUUUGUGUUUCAAUGCUUGGAUGUAUUGACAUGUACACAUACAUUGCCACACAAAUAUACACACAUGUACAUACUGACACAUGUACAGAUAUACAUACAAUCAGAAAUCUUACCUUGAGGAGAAGUCCAACAUGCAGAGUUUUGCAAUUUAACACAAGCCAAAGAGACUCAAGGUAGAAAUCUCCAAGGUUGUGAGACAGUGCACUGGGGCUGUAAAGACACAGUGCUUCCAGAUCCGUAGUACAGGCAAGGAUAAUCCAAAAGAGUAGUCGUGGACGUAAUCAAAAGUCAGGACAGGUGGAAGACAGGCAGAGAUUCAAAUCAGGAGUCAGACAUACAGCGAGUUUCAGCAAAGAGCAACAAAACAAUCUGACAGUGAGGCUGAACCAAGGCAGGGUUUAAAUCGGUGGAUAAUAGCCAUUUAAUCUGGAAACCAAGAACAGGUGUGCAGCAGUCCAGGAGUAGAGACUCUGACAUAACAGGAUACAAGGAUAAACAGGAAACAAAGAUGCGUGGCGUUAAAGGUAAGGUCACUUACUGGGAUGCAGAGGACCCAGGUUCAAUGCCAGGCCCAAGAACACAAGUCCAUCGCAGCAGGCAUGAUGAGGAUCAUGACACUGACACACACACAGGUGCAUAUACACCGAUACAAACACAUACUGACAAAGACACAGAUAAAAUGCCCAUACUGACAAUGAUACACAUUUACUGACACACAUACUAACAUCAAUACAUAUUGUGACCUUCAGCAAAAAUGUGUGUGUGAAAGACUUGAUUUUACAGGGCCUGAUACUUUACUUUUUUUUUAGAUGAAUAAGUUGUAACAUUAUUUGGAGAACAUAUAUGUAUAAGUAAACAUUCACUGGGGAUUAACACAUGAGCAUAUCUUAUCCACCAUAUUCCUUUUUGUUUUUGUUACCCUUGUAGUUUGUGAACACUGCAAGGAGAUAUCAGUUCCUGUGUUAGCUGGAGUCUUGAUUGGAGAUUGCAUGGUGACUCUUGGAGUUGCCCUUGCAGUCUAUUUUGGAUGUAAGAAAAAAGCUGGACUUCCAAGAGAUGGAGGACGAAAAAGAGGUAUAAAGAGUGGACAGUAGAUAAAAAAGGGGUUUUAUGACCGAGAUAAAGAAGGCUGAUGAGUGAUGCAAAUAUUUCCAUACUGGCCGUGUUGGACUUAAAGAAACAGUCUAAUUCAAAUAAAUACUUGUGUUAUUUGCAUGUGUUCCUUUUUUAUUAUUAUUAUUAUUAUUAUUAUUAUUGGCAUUUAUACUGCAACAAACCUAUUCCGCAGCGCUUUACAAUGUUUGUAAUUACAAAACAUUGCAAGGACAAUAGGUUGAUGAGGACCCUCCUCAAAAGAACUUACAGUCUAGAGGAGAUGUGAGGUAAAAACACAAUAGGAAGGGCAGUGUGAGAAAUAGCAACCAAGUAGCCUACCAUUAAAAACUAAUAAUUAGAAAUCACAAAACACACCUUUCAGCCCUAGGACAGUCGCUUAACUACAGCCUGAUUCUCCAUCUGUGAAGGCAUUAAUCCUAGUGGCUCUUGUCCAAUCAAAUCUUAUAGAGAGGCACAGCAGAUUCACUGGAGCUAUAUGUUUUGCAAAGUGCUAAAUGUUGAAAGAUGUUUUUUUGGUUUUUAUGAUGAUUGCUCAUUAUUUAGCUCUUUGUCACACAUCAUUUUUUUUGUCUUGAUAAAUCCUCCCCUAUAAUGUUCAAAUAAACCAGGGAAUGUGAUUCUUUUCUAAUUUUCUUCCUUUCUUCUGCAGUCGAAAACAAGGAACGCCCUCCACCUGUUCCUAACCCAGACUAUGAGGUAAGAAGCUCAAGAAAUCGCGAUUAUAAAAUGUUAAAGGGUAAUUAUGUCUUCUACUAUAGUGAUAUCUCAGUAAACUAUACUGCAGCACUUACUGCGGUAUGGAUUGCAGUGAAGGUAAAUACUAAAUGCAGCAUUACCAUAUCCAGUGUGACAUCAUUGCUCCUAGUGUGCUGACAAAAAUGCUAUACAACAGCAUGUACUGGAAGGAAUUGCUUCUAAAAUACCUAGGAGUGCAUGUGACCUCACCGUGUCCAUGAACAAGGUAAUGUGAAAAUGACGGGACUGCUAUAUAGAAACAUAGAAUGUGACGGCAGAUAAGAACCAUUCGGCCCAUCUAGUCUGCCCAAUAUUUCAAAAUACUUUUAAUUAGUCCCUGGCCUUAUCUUAAGUUUAGGAUAGCCUUAUGCCUAUCCCACGCAUGCUUAAACUCCUUUACUGUGUUAACCUCUACCACUUCAGCUGGAAGGCUAUUCCAUGCAUCCACUACCCUCUCAGUAAAGUAAUAAUUCCUGAAAUUAUUUUUAAACCUUUGCCCCUCUAAUGUAAGACUAUGUCCUCUUGUUCUGGUAGUUCUCCUUCUUUUAAAUAUAGUCUCCUCCUUUACUGUGUUGAUUCCAGUUUUGUAUUUAAAUGUUUCUAUCAUAUCCCCCCGUCUCGUCUUUCCUCCAAGCUAUAUAUAUAUAUAUUAAGAUCCUUUAUCCUUUCCUUGUAAGUUUUAUCCUGCAAUCCAUGAACCAGUUUAGUAGCCCUUCUCUGAACUCUCUCUAAAGUAUCAAGAUACGGUCUCCAGUACCGCAUAUAAUACUCCAAGUGAGGUCUCACCAGUGUUCUGUACAAUGGCAUGAGCACUUCCCUCUUUCUACUGCUAAUACCUCUCCCCAUGCAACCAAGAAUUCUGCUGUCAUUUCCUGCUGCUCUAUUACAUUGUCUUCCUACCUUUAAGUCAUCUGAAAUAAUUACUCCUAAAUCCCUUUCCUCAGAUGUUGAGGUUAGUAGGCAGGGGCGUAUUAGCCGCGAGGCAAACAAGGCAUUUGCCUUGGGCGGCAUUUUUCAGGGGGCGGCAAAAAACGCCGCCCCCCAAAUGCCCAAGGCAAAUGUCUUGUUAGCCUCGCGGCUAACAGACAUUCUGGGCGCUGGGCGGCAGUGGCUGCAGCGCUGGGCGGGCGGGCGGCCGCUAGGGAGCUCUUCCCCUGAGCGCUCUGCUCAGCUCCCUCGCGCGCGCCAGCAGAGUGAGGCUGGGAGCCGGGUUGAUGACGUCAUAUUCCGGCUCCCAGCCUCACUCUGCUGGCGGCGCGCGAGGGAGCUGAGCAGAGCGCUCAGGGGAAGAGCUCCCUCGCGGCCGCCCGCCCGCCCAGCGCUGCAGCCACUGGACCCCAGGGAGAGGAAGAACCCCCCCCAGCAUUACCAAAGGUAAGGAGGCUGGGGGGGGGGGUUAAAUAAAAAAUAAAAUAAAAAAACACUAGUGUGUGUGUGUGGAUGUCUGUUAGUGUGUGUGUCUGUUAGUGUGUGUGUAUGUUAGUGUUAGUGUGUGUAUGUUAGUGUUAGUGUGUAUGUUAAUGUUAGUGUAUGUAUGUUAGUGUGUGUGUGUGUCUGUUAGUGUGGAUGUCUGUUAGUGUGGAUGUCUGUUAGUGUGGAUGUCUGUUAGUGUGGAUGUCUGUUAGUGUGGAUGUUAGUGUGUAUGUUAGUGUUAGUGUGUGUAUGUUAAUGUUAGUGUAUGUAUGUUAAUGUUAGUGUAUGUAUGUUAGUGUGUGUGUGUCUGUUAGUGUGGAUGUCUGUUAGUGUGUGUGUUUGCCUGUGAGUGUGUGUCUGUUAGUGAGUGUGUGUUUCUGUUAGCUAGUGAAUGCGUAUCUGUCAGUGAAUGUGUGUGUGUGUAUUUAGAAGGCGGAGCAGGGGGGAAGGUUGUGUGGCGGUUGCGCAGGUGGGGGUGGCGCGGGGGGGUGCCUGAGUUUUGUCCUGCCUAGGGCAGCACAAAAUCAGGAUACACCACUGUUAGUAGGGUAUCAAAUAUUCUAUACUCUGCCCUUGGGUUUUUACGUCCAAGGUGCUUUAUCUUGCACUUAUCCACAUUAAACGUCAGUUGCCACAGCUCUGACCAUUUUUCAAAUUUGAUAGAAUUUUUAUAUUUAGUAUAUGACAUACUUACAUUCAUAUACAAAUACACACACAUUCAUAUUUACACAUAUUUGCAUUCACAUACACAGAUUCAUAUACACACAGACACGUACAUACAAAAACACAUUGAUACAUACACACAGUUUGAUUCAUACAUAAACACACACACGUAAACACACAGACACGUAUACUCAUACACACAAAUUAACAUACAUACAAGCAGACUCAGACACAUAUAAGUAAACAUACAUCUAUAUGCACACACAGGCUUACACACACAUACUCAUACACACACAUUCAUAUAAACACAAAUUGGUAUAUGCACACAGGCUCAUACACACACAUUCAUAUACGCACAUAAACUCAUACACAAUAGUUUAUAUAUGUCCUGAUGAAAGCUCCACAGAGGAGCUGAAACGUUGACUGAUUCAUGGAAUAAAAAGAUCUAUACAUUGAAAUCCUUGGAGUGCCGGUAUUUUCAUUCUUUUCUAUACUUAUGCACCAGGUACCCUACAUUAAUAUAAGUUGGAGUGCAAGAGCUAUUAGAAUAUAUAUAUAUAUAUAUAUAUAUAUAUAUAUAUAUAUAUUUAUUGUAUUUUACUUAUUGUUAGGUCCUCCCUUUUCUUACUUUGCACAGGUCGGGGGGAGUGGAACCUCAUGCUUGGUGUCCAGUGCUUUGUUGCUGGAAUCUUAGAUCACUGAUUGCCCAGCUCCCAGCAGCUUUUAUAACACAGAGCCACAGAACAGCCACCGACCACGCAGCACCCCAACCAGCAAUGCAUGCGCGGAUCGACAGGUGCUUGCUCUGGCUGGAGGUCUCUGGCUCUGUGCAGUCUCAUGCUUCCUGUCACCCAUGGCGGACCCCCCUGCUUAGUACACUUUGGUGGCUAAGCAAUAUUAUAGAAGUGAAAGUGGCAUGCACAAUAAUGCCACAAUGUAGCUUUACUGUUACCUACUUGCAUUAUGGUAGAAAAGAUAAAGUUAUGAAAUAUGUUUGUCAGAUGCCACAAAAUGCUUUUGAGACUAAGCAUGUGUACAGAACACAAAUAAUUCGCAAUCAGAAAGUGUAUUUUUGGGCAACAAAAUGUUUAAACUUUUGGUUAUUAUAGAAAAAAUGAAUGUAUUAAGCAAUGUAACAAUGCCCUUAAAAAUUACAUCACCAUCAGAAAUAAGUACCAGAUUGCAUAGAUUUAAAAGUCAGUCUUGCAUAAAAGAUUAUUUAAUGGUAGAUGUUUAAAAGAUAAAUUGUUGUCGUUGCCCCAUAAGUGAUUACUGACACUUUUUUCCUUUAUCUCCACAGCCAAUCAGGAAAGGAAAUCAAGAUGUGUACAAUGGACUAGAGCGCAAUUUCAAAUAACAGAUUUUGAAAGAUUGCUGCAUAUUUUUUUCUUCUUCUUAUGCUAUAUUUGUCUGUUUCCUGCUUGUAUAAACUGUAACAUAGUCAGCAGGGCUGCCAUCAGGGGGUGACAACCAUGAUGGUUGUCACGGGCCCAGCGAUCCUGGGGGGCCCGGACUGCUCUGGCAGUCCCAGGCCCCACUUUCCCUCUCUGCACACAUAGAUAGCGAAUAUCGCUAUCUAUAUGUGCAGCCGCGGGCCCCCGGCUCCCUAUUACCGCAAAGGGGGCCCAGCACACUGUCUCUACUCUUCUCUUUGUCUCUCUUCUAAUAACUCUCGCGAGACCCGCGGCCUUCUGAGUGUUGCCAUGGCAAUGCUUCGCGCGGCACACAGGACGCGAGUCUCGUGAGAGUAAUUGGAAGAGAGGAGAAGAGAAGAGUAGAGACAGUUUGCUGGGCCCCCUCUGUGGUAACAUGCCACCGGACCACCAGGGAAUGAAUCUCCCCCUUCCCUUGACACAGGUAAGAAGCAGGGAGGGGGGAGAAACAUUUAAUGAAAUGUAAUGUAAAAUUACUGUGAAAAUGCCCCUUCUUCCCCCCUCACCCCCCAGAUUGCACAUUUACACACACACUGCAUACACUAACACAACACACAUACACUGCAUACACUAACACACACACUGCAUACACUAACACAACACACAUACACUGCAUACACUAACACCACACACACACACUGCAUACACCAAUACAACAAACACUCUGCAAUCACUACACAUUAACACACUCUGCAUUCAACACAUUAACACACACUCUGCAUCCGCUACACACUCUCUGCAUUCACUACACUAACACACUCUGCAUCAGCUACACACUAACACACUCUCUGCAUUCACUACACAUUAACACUCUGCAUUCACUACACCAACACACACUCUGCAUUCACUAUACUGACGCACACUCUGCAUUUACUAUACUGACACACACUCUGCAUUCACUACACUAACAUACACUCUGCAUUAACUGUACACACAGCAUCUACAAACAUCCUGUAUUCACAGUACACACACUACAUCCACCACAAAUUUAAACACUCUGCAUUCACUAUACACAGACACUGUGUCUAAUACACACUCUACAUCCACUACAGACACUGCAUCCACUAAACACAUUUCAUAUAGUACACACAAACACUACAUCCACUACACAAACACACACUACAUCACUGAACACACACUACAUCCACUACUCAAACACACUCUGCGUUCACUAUACACACUGCAUCCGCUACACAAACACACACUCUGCAUUCACUGCACAAAGAGUAUCUAAUACACACAUUCUAAUUCACUUCCACUAUACACACCACAUUAAAUUCUGCAUCAUUGUCAGUGGACUAGGUAGGGCGUGGGCAGGCCAGGGGGGAAGAGGGAGGGGUGGGGGUCCAGACCUUGUGCUUUGUCAGGGGCCCCAAAAUUUCUCAUGGCGGCCCUGAUAGUCAGAGUCACAAUAGUAAAAUGAUAUUCAGAAUAAUAAUAUUCUACAUAAUAGGUAAAUGUCACCUGCUUUUGUCUACAUAGUUGCUGUAUACAAUAUUCAAAGUGCAAUGUUUAGAUGGGAAAUUUAAAAAAAAAAAUUAUGUGUUGGAUAUUCAAUAGUAAUCUUCAGUAAUGUUUAAUCUUCAGUAAUCAGGAUCGAGUAAACAUGGUAUAGUUAUCAGUAUGGCAUGAAGAUAUCAGACAAGAAGUUGGAGAAGACCUCUUGGCUAUAGUGAUAGAUUGAAAACAGAGGAUUUUGUUUUAUUUAGAGUUUCUGAUGGCAAAAUGCAUAUACUUAUUAGUGUCUUUGGGAUAAAACUCCUGACAGAUAUAAUCUCAGAGAGAUUAAGGUUUCAUUCAUGCAAUUUACAGUGUUUCCAUUUUGAUUUUUCUGUAUUUUCUUUAUUUUGGUAUAUUAAAGUUUGUAUCAUGUAUCUUUGCAUGCUGCACUGAUUCUUAACCCAGUUCUCAUGGAACACUAGACAACAGUCUAGAAUUUAGCUUUUUCCCAUUUCUGAUCGAGAUGUUUGAACAUCAAAAUUGCAAUUCAUUAGGGAUGUGCAUGGGAAAAAUAUUCGGUUCGGUUCGGCAUUCCGAAAUUCGAAACUUCGGCACUUUGGUUUGGCAUUCCAAAAUUCGGGACUUCUUGACUAG